AUUGCUUUUUACACGUGCGGGCCGACCGUUUACGCUCCGGCGCAUCUGGGACACGCCCGGACCUAUGUAUGUCUCGAUAUUGUCCGGCGAGUCUUGGAACAUCAGUAUGCACAGCACAGAGGUGGGAGCAGCAACAGUACGAUGCCGUCAUCACCGGUACCUCCACCGCCAUUGUUCGUAAUGAACGUGACGGAUGUCGAUGACAAGAUACUGGCGACGGCGGCAGCCCGGGACGAGACCGACUCACUGUCGUCACCCCUCGCACUGGCGCGCCAUUACGAAGCCGCAUUCUGGUCCGAUUUGGAUAGAUUGAACGUUUUACGACCACACGUGGUCACGCGCGUCACCGAACACGUGGAAACAGCUAUUCUGCCCUACAUUCAAAGACUCGUCGACAACGGAACGGCUUAUUGCGCGACUUCCGGUGAUGUCUACUUUGACGUCCGAGCCUUUGAAGAUCGGACGAACGCGAGGACGCGCUACGGCAAACUGGCGCCACCAGUAUCAGCCACGGAUUUUUAUUCGCGGCUCGACCAAACUGCGGAGACCGUCAAACGCGAUCCACGGGACUUUGUUCUGUGGAAACGGCGCAAAGAGGGAGAGGCUUUGUUUUGGACGGCACCAGUAUGGGGCGAAGGACGUCCGGGAUGGCACAUUGAAUGCUCCGCCAUGAUCCAGGCCGUACAAGAACAGUUUCAGCAGACUCAUCGUUUUGUCGUGCACGCUGGCGGGGUGGACUUGCAGUUUCCCCACCACACGAACGAAAUUGCGCAAGCCGAGGCACACGUACUACCGGAUUUGGACAACGUAACGGACACAACGCUACCAGUACAGGAAUGGAUCCCGCAUUGGAUUCACACCGGUCACGUUCAUAUUGAUGGAUUGAAAAUGUCCAAGUCUCUUAAAAACUUUGUGUCCAUAGAAGAACUACUGCAAGAUGACAACCCUUCGAGUUUGUCGUCGCCUGCUGAUGAUUUCCGUCUGUGGUGUUUGGGGAUGUCGGGAAGUUAUCGUGGACCAGCUACCUAUUCUCGCGAUGCUGUAAGUCAAUCCUCCCACGUACGUGAAAAACUAGUUCGCUUCCUUCUAGACGGGGAACGGUGGCUAUCACAGGCCGGC
Molecule: messenger RNA, 1119 nt
Organism: Phaeodactylum tricornutum CCAP 1055/1
Lineage: Eukaryota; Bacillariophyta; Bacillariophyceae; Surirellales; Neidiaceae
Exons: 1
Biological process (GO): cysteinyl-tRNA aminoacylation
Cellular component (GO): cytoplasm
Molecular function (GO): ATP binding; cysteine-tRNA ligase activity
Source: RefSeq, a predicted model, not a curated record